AUGGCUCAAGAGAACAAAGAUCCAUGUGUAAAGUUUGUGGCGGCUCGGGGAAACACUCAACUUUUCUUUGCAGCUUUUGAGUCUAUGAAAGAAUACUUGUCAGAAGAAUGUCUUCAAGCUCUUACAAAAGAAGAGGCAUUGAAUAUAAAAGAGAAUGACACAGCUCUUUAUGUCUUUGAACCAUUUAGAGGUGUUGCAUUUGAUCAUCUCCAAAAGAUUGGCUGUAGAAUUAUUGGCCCACAAGUAAUCAUAUUUUGCAUACAGCAUCGACAGUGUAUCCCAAAAUCAGAGUAUCCUGUUUACAAUAUGAUUAUGGCAGAUAUAAUUAUUUCUUGUACAAGUCUUGACAAAGCAGCAAAGGAAGAAAUGCAUAAGUAUGUACAAAUGAUGGGUGGACGAUUUUGCAGAGACUUGAAUGUGGCAGUAACUCACCUUAUUGCUGGAGCAGUUGGCAGCAAAAAAUAUUUAGUAGCUGCAAGCCUAGGGAUACCUAUUAUGCUUCCUUCUUGGAUAAAAGAGUUAUGGAGGAAGUCACAAGAGAACUGCAUGACACAGUUUUCAGAUAUAAAUAUGGAAGAUUUCAAAUGCCCUUUGUUUUUUGGCUGUACAAUCUGUGUGAGUGGUUUAUGUACUCCGGAAAAAAGAGCAAUUCAGCAACUCACAACUGAUCGUGGAGGUCGAUAUAUGGGACAUCUGAAAAUGAAAGAAUGUACACACCUCAUUGUUCAAGAGCCAAGAGGUGAGAAAUAUGAAUAUGCUAAAAGAUGGAAUAUACAUUGUGUGGCACUUGAGUGGUUUUAUCACAGUAUUGAAAAAGGCUUCUGUCAAGAUGAAGCUAUGUACAGAACAGAGCUUUUAUCAGAAACAAAUAGUGAGCUCUAUACUUCAGUUAUUCUGGGUCAGAACAAUGAAGCUAGUGGUAAUUAUACUGUUUCAGACUUUUGUCACAUUUCUAAUGUCCAUUCAGGUUACAUUAAUGAAUUUAUACAAAAUUCAGUUAUGAACAACAAACUAGAAUCUCUACUUGAGAAUCUACAAAAUUUGGAUAUCAAUGCAUUUCAAGCUCCUAUGGAUUUACUAAAUGGCUGUCGGAUAUACCUUUGUGGGUUUAGUGACAAAAAGUUAGAUGAAGAUAAGUUGAGAGGACUUAUCAGUUGUGGUGGUGGAGUUUGCCUUAAUCAGUUCAAUGAAGAUGUAACACAUGUUAUUGUGGAAGAUUAUGAUGAUGAAUUAAAGCAGUUUUGGACUAUAUCAACACACAGGCCUCAUAUACUGGAAGCAAAAUGGUUGUUGGAAUGUUUUAGUAAAGGUUAUCUACUUUCUGAGGAGCAAUACAUUCAGUUGAAUUACCAAACAGUCGAGAUACCCUUAUCAGAGCAAGCAGGAAUGAAAAGGAAUAACAGUUUUUCCAAGAUAGAAUUUAGAGAUACUGAGAAGCUUCAGCAAGCUGAUGAAGACCUCCUCUCCCAAAAUGACAAUGACGACAUGACUAUAGAUGAUGAUGAGAUGUCUGAAGCAAAGAUCUUUAAUGAUCCUACUCAUGUUACUUUACAAGUGGAGAAUCAGUCUUCCUUUAACCCCAGCUUACUGCUUGAGACUCUGACAAUCAAUGAAAGCUUAUUUAGCCAGAAGAAUUUCCUCGUUGUAGGUUAUGAUGAUGAAGAUGAAUCUUUCAUUGCCAGUGCUAUUAAGGAAAAUGCUGGAAUAAUUCUGCCCUUCCAUAGCAGAAGUAUUGCUGAUUAUGUUGUAGUUCCUUUACUGGGGUGUGAAAUGGAGUCAACUGUAGGAGAAGUUGUUACAGAUACAUGGCUGAUUACUUGUAUUGAACAACAAAAGUUUUUUGACCCAAAGUCAAAUCCACUCUUCACACCAAUACCAGUAUUGGAAGGAAGUGGUACUCCUUUAGAAAACUGCGUUCUUUCAUUCAGCCAAUUUAUUGGAGCAGAGAAAGAUUCUUUGGUAUACUUGGCAAGCUUGCUUGGAGCAAGAGUUCAAGAAUUCUUUGUGCAUGAGGACUCUGCAGAGAAAGACAUUCUUGCCAGUACUCAUCUUAUAGUGAAACAGCCAGAUGGUUCUAAAUAUCAGACCGCACAGAAGUGGGGAUUACCUACAGUGACUAUGGCUUGGAUAUUGGAAACUGCCAAGUUGGGGAAGAAAGCAGAUGAAUACAAGUUUAUGGUUGGAAAUCUACCCAAACAAGCCGUAAAUCGCCCCACUUCCCCCGGGUGGGAAAUGGGAAUGGAUCGGAAACGAGAUCUAGGAGGCACCCGGAGAGGGUCCUCCCACCGCGCCGCCUUCCUGGCGUCACUUCCGCCAGGUGGCGGAAAAGGAAGCUCUCAGGUUGGCGCGAAAAUCGGCUCUGGGGCUUGCGCGGGGCCUCUCAAGCCGCGCUGGUCGCCUCAUUCCCGAGCCUCGCUCUGGAUUCCGGCGCAGCCGCCGCAGCCGCCGCCUCAGGACGUCGGGACCUCGGAGUGGUGA
Messenger RNA from Gracilinanus agilis (Agile Gracile Mouse Opossum), 2478 nucleotides. Its product is annotated as DNA topoisomerase 2-binding protein 1-like. Bases 1 to 2478 code for a protein of 825 amino acids. The transcript is spliced from 14 exons. NCBI's taxonomy places the organism in Eukaryota, Metazoa, Chordata, Mammalia, Didelphimorphia, Didelphidae. The record is from RefSeq and is a predicted model, not a curated record. Gene Ontology annotation, biological process: mitotic DNA replication checkpoint signaling; mitotic G2 DNA damage checkpoint signaling; DNA replication initiation.